ACCCCAAUUUGGUGGUAGACUCACAAAUGCGAAUCCUUUUUAGAAUGCAGCUGGCAAUUAAUGUACAGCUUUCAAGUAAACUUUCUUUAGUGGAAGUAGAGGCAUUGUAUGUUGAUACAGAAGGUGGAUUCAACAUACAUAGAGCACAGGACAUUGCACAGAGCAUGGUGGACAGAAUGAAAGAACGAAGUGCAUCAGAAAACGUACAAUGUCCGACUGCAAAAGAUCUGCUUUCCAAGAUACACUACUUUCGUAUCUACUCUCACUUUGAGCUACUGGCCUUCAUCACAGACUUGCCCGACAUCAUAGAAGCAUACCCCAAGAUUAGAAUCAUUAUCAUCGAUACCAUUACAUUUCAUUUGCGAACCAAUAUUCGAGAUCUCACCACCAAAGGAAAAAUCAUCAAGACCAUACUAGAGCUGUUACGCAAAACGGCUUCCUCAAGCAAUGUAGCUGUUGUCAUCAUGAAUCAGAUGACCACUUUCAAAGAUGGCCGUACCAUUAUACCUGCUUUAGGUGAGCGUUGGGGCCAGAGGAUAGACUGUCGCAUACAACUCUCUGAAGAUUACGACGGAAGAUAUGCUAUUCGUAUCAAGCCUAAAGCAAAAGCGACCCUUCGACAGCCAUUUAGCAUUACGGAAUACGAAAUGCGGAUGGAGACUUGGACGAGACGGUCGAGGAGGAUACCACCAGCACAUCCUUGAUCCAGCUCUCUUCUGGCGUAGCAGAGGUGGACAUUGCAGAGAAAUCAGGCAUUUUGGAUAUGAGUGUACUGAAUGACGAAGAGAACCAAUCGAUUUUAUUCAUCGAUGACAUCCUUCAAGAAGCGACUCAAAACUACGCUGGCCACAAGCGACCAUUUGAAGCCAUUGAUGACGACGAUCAAGAGUAUUCCGAUGCAGAUGUCCUUUGUUUUGCUUCACAAGACUACUUUUAGAGCAGAUGUAAUGAUCUGAUUUGUAAAUACAUUCUAUAAUUCUACAUUUUUGUUAGCUUGCCGGUAGGCUUCAUCC
Umbelopsis ramanniana AG is the source of this 1013-nucleotide messenger RNA. RefSeq lists its product as uncharacterized. Gene Ontology annotation, biological process: meiotic DNA recombinase assembly; reciprocal meiotic recombination; DNA repair. The record is from RefSeq and is a predicted model, not a curated record. The transcript is spliced from 7 exons. NCBI's taxonomy places the organism in Eukaryota, Fungi, Mucoromycota, Umbelopsidomycetes, Umbelopsidales, Umbelopsidaceae. Gene Ontology annotation, cellular component: Rad51C-XRCC3 complex; replication fork; Rad51B-Rad51C-Rad51D-XRCC2 complex. Gene Ontology annotation, molecular function: crossover junction DNA endonuclease activity; four-way junction DNA binding; ATP-dependent DNA damage sensor activity. Bases 27 to 704 code for a protein of 225 amino acids.